This is a messenger RNA of Porites lobata, 7150 nucleotides long. NCBI's taxonomy places the organism in Eukaryota, Metazoa, Cnidaria, Anthozoa, Scleractinia, Poritidae. The record is from the annotation of a GenBank genome assembly.
AUGACCUGGGUACUACUUCAAGGUUUGCCUGGUUAUUUUUUGCAGCUGCGACUGCUUAUCCUCGUUUUGUACAAAUCUGUGCGUUUUUUGUGUCUUUUAAGAAUGGAGAGUGACAUCCAAGAUGCACUGGAAGACCUUGGGUAAGUUAAUUUAGAUUUGUUGUUGCAAAAGCAUUCAUUUCAAAAGAAUUCUAGAAGAAAUGGGCCUAUCCGCAAACGUGUUUGCCUCUCACGAAUUAGAAACGACCCAACAAGCUUAUGCUUUGAAUUUGAUGCUGAUGAUGAUGAUGGUGAUGAUGUUGUGGAUGAUAAUACCCCUGCAGAAUUCAGUUAAAGAGUUCUUCUUUAAAUAUCCCUAGCCGUUUUGAAAGUUUUCUUUAAUAAAUUAUGCUUGUAGAAUCACUGCACUGCAUUGUUUAGACUACAUGUCGUCUGUUGAAUUUGUAACGGUAUCAUUUAAGUACACUUACCAUACAGACCUUGCGAAGAUUAUUUUAAAGGGUUUUACUUUUUUUAAGAUUUGAUAGCCCCCUCUUGGAGGAAGGGGCACUAGCUGUUGCAGUGCAAGGUGAAACACUGUCAACAGAUUUCAUGACCUUAUGUGUCUGGCUGGUAGAAAACCUGAAGAAUCUUUGCAGUGUACAAGAAAGUGUCUCAGGUAAAUAAUAACCAGGCCCUGGUUGUUGAAAAGUUGGAUAGCACUAUCCACCAGAUAAAUCACUACCCAGUGGAUAAGUGUUACGAAAACUAGUUGUGUUUUCCACUGAAAAGAGAUUUAUUCAAAGGAUGGUGCUAUCCACCUUUCGAGCAACUAGGGCCAGGAGGUCAGUUCGUUCCAUUUAUAGCCAAAGGCGGCAACUCCUUGUAAUUUUGGGUGCAUUUGUUCCAUCCAGGUCACAAAUACAUGUAUAUGGUCAUGUAUCCUCCACAGGAUAAGGCCACAUUCACUGCAGCUUUGUACAGGACUAGUGUUUAUCCCCCAGUCUUAUUUGUGGUGUAUCUAAGCCUCUUGUUGGUGCAAUAUUUCCAUUUUCUUCUAGGCUUGAGAUGGUUUCCCCAGUACUGUCACUUGUCCUUCCAGUACAGCCUUUUCCAAACAUUCAAAGUGUACACCCAAAGCUAAAGUGUCUGAAUUAUACCUUCUGACUGACUCACUUAUCCAAACUUAAUAGUUCUUUUGAAAUUCAUCAAUGUUUGGAAUGGUAUAUUCAUUUUGUAAGAUUAUUAAAUUUAUCAUAAUACUUCAAUUGAAUAUGUUUAUAUCAGAAAAGGAAGAUGAGGAAACUUUCAGAAUGGAAAUAAGUGGAUUGUUGAAUGAAAUGGGUAAGUACAGCUGAAAAACAAGCAGUCAUUUAUUUCUAUCAUGACCGAUUAUUAUAAUCUUAGAUUUUUCUCUAGUUGUAUAGGUAAACAUUAAAUUUGUAUGGAACAACAAUAAUAGUCAUAUCUGAAUGACUUCUCCUAUGUCACCAAAUGCAAAUUUAAUGUCCAUUUUUGUUCUUUACAUCACAGGUUGUCCUCAUUCACACCUGCUAGGGGUAAAUGGCCUUGCAUCACCAGCCAACAGACUGCUUCUAUUAGGUACAUUCUUACGUCCACUUGAACAUGUGUUUGCAUAGCUGAUUAGGUUGUAACAGUGCAUUGUGCUUUAUGGUGUUUACUAGAAAGGAAACCAUGCAUAUCGCCUUGUAAGAGCUUAUCUAAUCACAUAUAAUUGCUUCCAUCAUUUAUUAUAUUAGGCACAAUGAUUUAUGCAAGUUCAAAAGGAGUUAAUUAAAAGUACUCUAAAUUUGCAUUAAUCAGAACACACAGCUCAACGACAACUUUAGCACAGAUUCAAUCUGUUUGCACAUUCAAAGGCAGUCUUAACUGCCUUGUUAACAAAAUGCUUUAUAUCAAGCAAUUAAGACCGCCUUUGAACUUGCAAACGGAUUCAAUCCAUGCCAAAGUCUUUGUUUAGCUGUGUUUCUUUCAUGCAAUUUUGAGUACUUAAGUAAUUAACUCCUUUUGAACUUGUAUUAAUUUCCAUUCCUUCGUUAGUUUUUACAUGUUUAUGUUUAAUAUUUUUUCCUUGUAAUUAUUAAUCAGACUACUUCACAUCAGAGCUUCAGGCAUUACGGAUGAUUGGGGGAGAAGAAGAUGUAUUAAUGGAGAUAGAAGAUCAAGUGAGUACCUUCCGAGUCAUUACUCAAUACUUGAUAACAAGAUAAUUUUCACAGUGGAGUGAAAUCCUGAUGUUUUCAAUCUUAGAAAAUUAUUUCAAACCUGAAUUUAAUUUAACAAAACCCAUUUUAAUUUCCCCCAAACUCUUAUGCAGAUGUCUUUUUGCUUGGAGGCUAUGUAUUUCCUGUUGAAUCUGAUUAAGCAAGACUCUUAAACUUUGCCUUCUACAUAGUACCCACUUCAAACAACCUGCUGACUAAGCUAAGGAUUCUAUUUGUUUCAUUGGUUGGGACUAUAGUAUUUUAUAGUUAACAGUGUAUUAAUUUAUAGCUACAUGUAUUAAAUUUUAUAUUCAACAAUUAUGACAGGCAGUGAGUCCUGCUCUCCAGCAGCUCAUAGCAAUACUCAUAGCACUGGAUUUACCACAACCUACCAAAGACUCCACUGUAUUUGGUCUGUUCUCCCAGAUAGAAAAUAAGGUUAGUCAAUACCAACAUUUAUGAUUAAAACGCAUAUACAGCUGCAGUUAUUAUUAUUUAAUUUAUCACUUUUUAGUUAUUAUUACGGAAGUAAAAAAAAUUAUUUUAAUUAAUCAAUAAUAGUAAUAAUAAUAAUAAUAAUCCAUUUAUAUUGCGCCUUUUCUACAAGAUUCAAAGGCGCUGUUUACAAAAAAUUAGAUAGAAGUGAAAAGUAAAAAUAAUUGCAAGAAAUUGACAUUAAAACUAGACAAAUAAAAACGUCACGAUUCAUAAGCUUGCAUAAAAAGAAAUGUUGGUAGCAAUCAUGAUUUUCAAAUGCUCUGUAGUAAGUAUAGCAUAUGAUUAGUUGUAAGGUGAAAAUAAUACCAAGUACUAAAAUUUGAAACAACUUGAUGCAUCAUUGUGAAAAAGAAAGGAUUACGGUAUUCAUACAAUGUGUAGUCUCCCUCACAGACAUUUUUACUGUCAUCACGCAGUGCUCCUGUGGGCAGGGUCAUUGCAUGACAACACUAAAAACAGCUGUGAGAGAGACUGUACAAUGUAUGGCUACUGGGGAACAAACAGUUUAAGAUUCGAGCUGGUGUACAUGUAUAUAGUUGAAACGUUUCUGCAACUUAACCAUAUUUUUUGGUAAAACCAAGGGUUUGAACCAAAAAAUGAGUACAAUCAUGUAACUACUAUGUAACUCUUUUCAAUGUGAAUAUACAGUAUAUCUAAUUUGCUUUUUUAAAAAAUAUUGCAGGUACAACUGCUCCUUACCAAAGCUCCUAGAGACCAUCUUGGGAGUCCAUUGUUAACAAAAACUCUGAGUCGAAAGCAGUGGGUAAGUUCAUAGCAGUUGUAGUAGCCUGAGUAGCAAGCAUUUCCAUGUGGUAAACUUCAGAAUGAAGAAAGACCAAGGACAGUCGUGGAAUGGGAUUUUUGGUUUCAGUGGCGCAAAAAAUGGAACUAGAGCCAAAAAAUGAAGGAGGGGAAGGGGGAGGGGAAGGAGUGUUCUUCCUUUCUUCCUCACCCCCUCCCCGCUCUUUUGCUUGCCCUAUGUUUUUUUUUAUGACUCUCAUUCCUCAUUCUUUUCUCCAAAACCACACAGAAAUGCUUGCUAUGCAGUUUACAGUUGAAGUUGAACCUCCAGAGUCCAUCCCAAAUGCCCAGAUUUGGUGGACGUUUGUGCAAAAAAAUCAAGCCUUUGCAGAAAAAAUAUUAUUGUUCUAUGUUUACUUUUAGAGUAGAGUGGAAGAAAUCAACUCGCAGUUAAAUCAGGAAUACACACUUCGUCGGUCAAUGUUGUUGAAGAGAUUGGAUGUGACAGUGCAGUCCUUUGGUUGGUCUGACAGAGCUAAGGUUUGCCAAUUACCGUAGACUAUAUUACUUUGUUAGUUUGGUUUAUUAUGCAAUUAUUAGAAAUAUACAUGUCCUGCGGUCUAACCUUGGGAACUCAGGGAAAAGAUCCAGUACUAGGAAAUAAUCUAUAAGGGAAAAAAAAGAAGAAAACAUUACUUAAGAGGUAGUUAAGACCUGAAUACAGGAUCAGUAUUAUUAUUGGGAAACAGCUAUGCCAUUACACCAUGAAAACCUAUACCACCUAUUAGAAUUCAGGGUAGGAAGUGUACGCAGGAUUUGACAGUCUCUGGGACAGUGGGAUUGCAAGUCCAAUACACUUGCAAGGUUGUGCUCUUGAAGGAAAAUUGAAUGGAGCCCAUCAGUAUGAGAGGAUGACGAGAAGAUGAACCUGUAAAAUCAAAGGUGCCCAGGAAUAUGAUUUGUAUGAAAAAACCAGUAUCUUCUAGUAGCCUGAGAGCAAAAGUUGGGCACUAGAGCACAGCCCUGACUUGGCCAUGCUACCUCUUGAUCGAGGCAAUAAAAUAAUAUUGCACCCAUUCAUUGAAGACCUCAAGGAAAACUGGCUUUUUGGUAAUUUUUUUUUUGGUAAAUAGCUUUGCAAUAGUACUGUUGUACUAAUAUGAUCCUGCAAAUAAAGCUUGUUGUUGUUGUUGGUUAGAGGUAUUUACGUGAGUGUAUUGGAAAACUUUUAUGAGUUAUCAGUAUAAUCGAUUAAAAUAUAAUCAUUCUACUUCUAUUGAAAUGAACUAUUUUGCAUUAGCAUUUACUUCUUAUUUCAUGCAUCAGUGUGGCAAGCUGUUUAACUGCUAGGGCAUAAAAGAAUAAAAUUGUUGUGUUGUUGUUGUUGUGUGGCACUUGUGUUCUAUGGUUGUUCCUGGUGAUUCUGUUGUUUCUUGCCAUUAGGUAAAGAAAGAUGAAAUAGCUGCAGCUUUUCAGCCAUUGAGAAAAUCUCUGUCUGAAGGAUCACCAGUCAGCAUUCCAGAUAUUGUUGCAGCUAGAACAGGUGUGAGUGAUAUGAAUUUUAUAAUAUCUAAAAUGUAAAAACAAAAAAUAAAUUAUUAUUAUUUUUUAUAUAAUUAUAUUGAACAGAUUGUGUUGAAAGGUAAUUUAUAGGCCAUCAAAAAGACUCUUUAUGAUUUUUGUCUAGUUUAGUAGUUUCAAUUCCUCGAGAAGCUUCCACAGGCAUACCACUUGGUUGGAGACAUCUAGAAUGCCUAAAGAGAUGCAUUAAAAUUAAUUAAUAAUUAUGUAACACAAUUAAUAUGUAACACAACCUUAUGCUGGUUUUUUCCCCUUGGAACAAAAUUUCAGCAGCUCAUGUGAUACACCCUCCCUAAUUGCAUGCAUUAUUCCUUCCCGUAAUCAGUUAUGUUUUCUGGCAGAUCUUUUAAGGGUGACAAAAACAAGUAGUGCAGACAUCAGAGACAGAACACAGUGCAAAAUCAACAAGAUUAUGAUCGGCAAAGUAAGUUAAGUGCAGUGAAUGAGCUUCUUUGACCCUUUAAGCCCCAGUUAGAUCCAAUGAUUGCAAACUCUCCAGACUGAUCUUCAUACAUUUGUUUGAAAAUUUAGGUGAGAGAAUACGAUUGUAUGUCAAAAGAUCAUUUUUAAGCAUUACUUUUCUCUUUGGUGAUUAAUUUAUUAAUUAUUUUAACCUUUCUACUUGAUUGUGUUUUGAUUAUUAUGAGAAGAAAAUUUGAUGCUGGUCACUGCAGGGGCUUAUGAGAGUUCAUUACCUCUUUCAGUCACAAGUGGUCAAAGUGGGAAUUCACUAAUAAAAUCCAAAUUUGAUAAAUAAAAUACAAUGUAAAAUGCUACAAAGUAAAUAGGUACAAUGUAGACAUUCUGGGAUUCAAACACUCUGGGAUUUGUCUGCAGAUAAAUUAAAAGUUCAGAUGAUGAAUCGUCUCAACAUAACUUGGUUUUGGAUUGAAAAUAAAAUUAAGGUUUAAGUUAUAUAGGAGUAACUUUUUAGCCAGGUAGCCUGAAUUUUAGAUGAAAUUUAACCCAUGUUUAUACUUGCCAGACUAGAAAUAAGAAUUUUUUUUAAACAACUGUAGUGGGUUCUGUAUUUGUCGUGUGGUUGUUUUUGAAGGUACCAGAUCGAGGAGGAAGGCCGUCAAGUACAGCACCACCUGUAGAAAUGCCUGCUUUCAAAAAGCGUACUGAGGCUCCUAGAGACCAAAGGCAAUCGAGUAAUGAUAAAUUUUUUCUUCACUUGAAAUUCUAUAAACUAUGGAUUUAAAAAAACUUGCUACACAACAGAAGUGGGUUUUCUUCAACAUCUCCAUGAUCCUCAACAAAACCUGUGAUCAUUACGGGUGCUUUUUGUGUGUGACUGUGAAAGGUAGAAAAAAAUCAUUUUUUACUCCAGUAGCUAGAAAUAGUCAUCUUUAAUAGUAACAAUCUUAGGCUGAUGGUGUGCUCAUGAAUUCCUGCCCCCCCCCCCCUCUCUCUCUCUCUCUUUCUCAGCACUCUAGCUAUUUUAUGGGUUUUUACAAGCCAGCUGGAAAGAAAAAGAACUCAAGAGUUCAAGGAUUUGAGGUCACACCUGAAAUUGAUCUUGCGACCUCCCACACGGAAAACCGGGCACAAACCGACUGUGCCAAUACUUCCUCCACUCAUACUUCUUUUUUGUAGACUACGAGUAGUCCCCAUUUUUCGUCAGGGAUACUGGAACGAGUGAAACACGAGCACGCAUGAAAAUCACCCCACACGUAUUGCCUUUCUCGCGUGGGGUGAUUUUCACGUGUGCUCGCAUUUCAUUCACUCCACUAUCCCUGAGGAAAAAUGGGGACUACUCGUAGUCCAUCUUUUUUACUACUCUAACUAAAUGGGAGAAUUUGAAACAGGAUAAAUAACUUAUCAUUAUCAAAUAUACAAUAAAAAUAUAUAUAUAUAUAUUUUUUUGCACUAUUUAGGUGGUCGAGGUGGCAGAGGAGGAAAAGUCCAAGGUGGUAGGUAGCAUUCCAUCCAACAGUAAUUUUUAAUCAUUAUUGAAGUAUCUGCAAACUAAAUAAGUUGCUUUGAUUUUCCCAUUUUUCCUUCACAGGGUGGUCAGACAGCAGAGGCAGAGGAGGGAGAGGGGGGCCAGGUGGAGGCGGCUGGAAAGGAGGGAGGGGAGGCCGUGAUGGAGGACAGAGAGGAAACACAUUUGGGGACAUGACA